CUUCCCUUCUUUCCUUUUCCUUCUGUGUUUGAGAUUGGCAUCGAAGGGGCUGAGUUCGGGUGGUGGCGCCGGGCGCAGCGCAGGGGUCACGGCAACGGCGGCGGCUGACGGCUGGAAAGGCCGGCUUGUCGUCCUUCCCCGGUCCGCUCGGUGUCAGGCGCGGCGGCGGCGGCGGGGGCGCAGCGGCCGGACUUCGUCCCUCCUCCAGCUCCCCCCUGCGCCGGAGCGGCCACUCUUCCCUUCGCCAUCCUCCGACCCUUCACCCCGGGUACUGGACGCUUCCUCCGGCGUAGCUCAGGGAGCGGGGGCCGGUCUCCUGCUCGGCUGUCGCGCCUCCAUGUCGGAUAACCAGAGCUGGAACUCGUCGGGCUCAGAGGAGGAUCCGGAGACUGAGUCCGGGCCGCCUGUGGAGCGCUGCGGAGUCCUCAGCAAGUGGACAAACUACAUUCAUGGGUGGCAGGAUCGUUGGGUAGUUUUAAAAAAUAAUACUCUGAGUUACUACAAAUCUGAAGACGAGACAGAGUAUGGCUGCAGAGGAUCCAUCUGUCUUAGCAAGGCUGUCAUCACACCUCAUGAUUUUGAUGAGUGCCGAUUUGAUAUUAGUGUAAAUGAUAGCGUUUGGUAUCUUCGUGCUCAGGAUCCAGAUCACAGACAGCAGUGGAUAGAUGCCAUCGAACAGCACAAGACUGAAUCUGGGUAUGGGUCUGAAUCCAGCUUACGUCGACAUGGCUCUAUGGUGUCACUGGUGUCUGGAGCAAGUGGUUAUUCUGCAACAUCCACCUCUUCAUUCAAGAAAGGCCACAGUUUACGUGAAAAAUUGGCUGAAAUGGAAACCUUUAGAGAUAUCCUAUGUAGACAAGUUGAUACUUUACAGAAGUACUUUGAUGCCUGUGCUGAUGCUGUCUCCAAGGAUGAACUUCAAAGGGAUAAAGUUGUAGAAGAUGAUGAAGAUGACUUUCCUACAACACGUUCUGAUGGAGACUUCUUGCAUAACACUAAUGGCAAUAAGGAAAAGUUAUUUCCACAUGUAACACCAAGAGGAAUUAAUGGCAUAGACUUUAAAGGGGAGGCAAUAACUUUUAAAGCAACUACUGCGGGAAUCCUUGCUACACUUUCUCAUUGUAUCGAACUAAUGGUAAAACGUGAGGACAGCUGGCAAAAGAGACUGGAUAAGGAAAUUGAGAAGAGAAGAAGAAUAGAGGAAGCGUACAAAAAUGCCAUGACAGAACUGAAGAAAAAAUCCCACUUUGGAGGGCCAGAUUAUGAGGAAGGUCCAAACAGUCUGAUUAAUGAAGAAGAGUUCUUUGAUGCUGUGGAAGCUGCUCUUGACAGACAAGAUAAAAUAGAGGAACAGUCACAGAGUGAAAAGGUCAGAUUACACUGGCCUACGUCCAUGCCAUCUGGAGAUGCCUUUUCUUCUGUGGGGACUCAUAGAUUUGUCCAAAAGCCCUAUAGUCGCUCUUCCUCCAUGUCUUCCAUUGAUCUAGUCAGUGCCUCUGACGAUGUUCACAGAUUCAGCUCCCAGGUUGAAGAGAUGGUGCAAAACCACAUGACUUACUCAUUACAGGAUGUGGGUGGAGAUGCUAAUUGGCAGUUGGUUGUAGAAGAAGGAGAAAUGAAGGUAUAUAGAAGGGAAGUAGAAGAAAACGGAAUUGUUCUGGAUCCUUUGAAAGCUACCCAUGCAGUGAAAGGUGUUACAGGACAUGAGGUCUGCAAUUACUUCUGGAAUGUUGAUGUUCGCAAUGAUUGGGAAACAACUAUAGAAAACUUUCAUGUGGUGGAAACAUUAGCUGAUAAUGCAAUCAUCAUUUAUCAAACGCACAAGAGAGUGUGGCCUGCUUCUCAGCGAGAUGUAUUAUAUCUUUCUGCCAUUCGAAAGAUCCCAGCCUUGACUGAAAAUGACCCUGAAACCUGGAUAGUGUGUAAUUUUUCUGUGGAUCAUGACAGUGCUCCUCUGAACAAUCGAUGUGUCCGUGCCAAAAUAAAUAUUGCUAUGAUUUGUCAGACCUUGGUAAGCCCACCAGAGGGGAACCAGGAGAUCAGCAGGGACAAUAUCCUAUGCAAGAUUACAUAUGUAGCUAAUGUUUUCCUUUAUCUUGCAGUGAACCCUGGAGGAUGGGCACCAGCCUCAGUGUUAAGGGCAGUGGCAAAGCGAGAGUAUCCAAAGUUUCUAAAACGUUUUACUUCUUACGUCCAAGAAAAAACUGCGGGAAAACCCAUUUUGUUCUAGUAUUAACAGUGACUGAAGCAAGGCUGUGUGACAUUCCAUGUUGGAGGAAAAAAUAAAAAACAAAAUUGAAUGCUCUAAGCUGGAACAUAGGAUCUAUAGCCUUGUCUGUGGCCCAACACCCUGGCCUUGUGUACAAAAAUGAAGAAAGACUGCAAUGGCAAAGGUGAACAUCUAACACUAGCUGUCUCCUGUUAGAUCUCCUCGCUCAGCAUAUAACUAUAAAUACAUGUAAUAUUACAUGUAUAUGGCUAUAUUUUUAUUUGCUUGCUCCUAGAAGAGAGAAAAAUCAACUUUGAAUCACAGUUAGGAAUUGAUGCUUUAAUUUUUGGAAACUUUUUCAGAAUUUUUAAUUUACUAUGGUCCGGCCUAAGAUCCUCAUUUGUAUCAGGUUUUGUGCACAAAAGAAAAGCACAAAAGUUGAAUGCACGUGGGGGCAUGUGUUUUCUGUGCACCACAUACCUGGAUGGGGCUCCUUUUUCAGGCCUAUGGUUAAAUCUGUGUUCAGAAUUUUUUGACUUUUUUGCUUUGUAUAAUCAUAGAAUUCAUUGCUGCUGAUUUCUAUAAUGAUUCAUGUUGUUACCUAGUGUCUCUUAAUAACUGAGGGCUGUCAGUAACCUGUGAUUUUGCCUUUUCUAUAGUCUUACUCCUAUGAAGAACCUUGGUUCUGAUGGAGAAAGAGUGAAAAGCUUUAUUUUUUCCCCCAGGUAUCUUUCUAUUUCUAUUGUAUUUUUAGUUGUGUACUGUGUGCUACAGAUUUUUUUCAGUUUGUUUACAAACACAAUGUGGUAAUUCCUCAAUUGGUUCUGCCUGCCUCCAAACAGAAACAUACAACUGUUGUGGGUAUAAACUACUUUCUGGUACAAUAGUAAGGAUAAAACAAGCUCAUGUUUUCUUGAAAUUUGUUAGAAGAUACACGGUAUUUCUCAUUAAGGUAAAUCAGGCUGUCUGGGUUUGACAUUUGAUUCAGUGUCUCUGGUAUUCGUAACAGGCAUGUUAGCUCUUCUAAUUUGGGUCCAUUUAAAGGCUUUGUUGCAAGAUGUGCAUAGAAAACGUGAGCAGUGCUCCUCUUUGCCUCUGGCUCAGAAUUUUCAGCAAAGCAGUAAAGGAUUCCAUGUGAUUCAAACUGAAAUUCUUCCCUUAGUUGCUGUAAGAACUUAAAUGUAAAAUACCUUCUUUAGUUUUAGGCCUCUGAAAAACCUUGAAGCAUGGAGUUGAGGCAAGGAAUGGGACUCACUGAAGUAGAAAUGACUGCCCACUUCAAAAUUUUCAUUGUGUUUAUACACAAAUGUGCUUACAUAUGUCAGAGGCAUUUUUAGAUGCUUUGCUGACUUGUUCAUCUCUGUAGAAACACAGAAAUCAGACCCAUUUUGUAAAGCAGAAAGUCAUGUCACUUGGAACAUGUCCUGUAUAUAUUUCAUACAUGGUAAUGGAGUCUUAAUGAUGAAUGCAAGGUGAUAAUUUAAUGAUGGGAUUAGUCUGAUCACUUAAUAUGCACAAUCCUGGAAGUGAAUUACUUGCAUCAGAUAUAGUGGUAUUUAUUAUUCUGUACAGAGAGAAAUAAUACAUAUAAAACAUAUGCUUAUAUUACAUGCACGCAGAUUUCAUGCUCCAUAAAUCUUUUCUAUUUUUUAAUUUACCUUUCUCUAAAUGAUGUGCAUGGAAUAUGCCUUAUUACAGAAAAACGCUGUUCAUAAUUUGACUGUGUGGAAAAGUGCCUAUAUGGUGGUAAUGCUAGUAAGGCAAAUAAGACAAAUUAUCAUAUGAGUUUACUACAUCACCAGUUAACAUUUUAUAUUGUGAUGUUUAAAAAAGAAAAGUUUAUACCUCAAAUGUGUAUUUUAUUUUACAAUCAGCUGUGGGUUUGGGAUGGGAUAUGGGAGGGUUGGGGGGGAGGGUUUAUUCACCAUUGCCACUGAUGGGAAUCUUCAAAAAAAUUCUCUAUGCCCACUAUAAAUGUUUCUCUGUUUGCCAUGUCUGGUAACUAUCAUGAACACGGACAAGUAACUUUUUCAUAACUAAAUUGGAUAGCUUCAUUUUAAAAAGGUAUGGAAAGCUUACAAAGCAGUGUCUAAAUCUAAUUACCUUUAGUUGCAUUUGCACUAAAUGUUAAUGAUACACUUUUGCAAUUCUGUAAAUGAAAUGAUUACACUAAAAACACUUGUAUUAAAAAAAAGAAGAAAAAGACAUGUUUACCUUUAGAUAACUAUACAGGUACUUCACUAGAGUUUAAUCCCAUCCGAUCAGAUUUAGAAAUCAGUUGGGGAAUACGGAAAGAGUUUUAAAGAGGUCAAAAUUUGGAGAGGUACUAGCCGUUCUAAAAAAUAUUCAGACCCUCUAGGAUUGUAUCUGUAUGACUAAUUCCUAGUCAUUGUCUGAAUGGACAUGAUGUUUUCCCAAACACAGUAAUUUCUUCUCUUCCCCAAACAAAACAAAAUACCCUUUUACUCUCUUUUCUACUCACUCUUUUGUACUGUGAUAGAAACUUGAAAAAUAUUGGUAAUGAUGGGUUUGUCCCUGAGUGCCCACUGUACAGGACAAGAGAGCACAGUGUUUCGCUUGGAAAUGAGGACUCCUAAUUUUGAUCACAGCAGCUCUUGGUUUGGGAUCGCCACAAAGACAGCCAGACUAAGGAGGGGAUGGCUGGGAGAGAGGCGUAAGAAUACAAAAUAAGGGAAAGGAGCAACAGGUUUUCCACUUGUUCAGUUUCAUUGGCUAAUUUGUACACCUGUACAAACAUCAGUGUCAGCUGCUAUUAAAAUUUUAGUUGGGCUGAGCUGGUUCUCUUGUGAAAUUGUGCUGGUUAUCUUUAAGCUUAUCAGUUGUUUGUCCAAUUAAACACUUUCACCAGUAUUUAGUCCAAGUUGUACAGACAGUGUAUUUGGAAUACUGUCAUUGUUCAUCUACAAACUCAAAACAUAAUCAUUUUAAAGUACCUUGGGAGUGUGUAGAGUAUAACUAUUCUAUAAUAGCUUUAUGAUCCUGAUGAUGUUUUUAAAAAAUAAUAAAGUUGGAUCUUCCAUGUUACAAUCACAAAAUUAAAACCAGUAUUUAAAAGUGGAAAAGUAUUAAAAUAUUAUGGACAAAUGUAUUUGCUUGAUUGUUUUCCUUAACCCCAAGAUACUGCCUGCAUAAUUCUGAGUAGUUAAGAGCUUAAAAUAACUUGGGCGCCUGGGUGGCUCAGUUGGUUAAGCGACUGCCUUCGGCUCAGGUCAUGAUCCUGGAGUCCCUGGAUCGAGUCCCGCAUCGGACUCCCUGCUCAGCAGGGAGUCUGCUUCUCCCUCUGACCCUCCCCCCUCUCAUGUGCUCUCUCUCUCAAAUAAAUAAAUAAAAUCUUUAAAAAAAAAAAAGCUUAAAAUAACUCGACUUCAGUAGUUUUUAAACUGGAUUGUAACCCAGUUAGGGAUCAAGAAAACAACAUAAAUUUUUUUUAAACAAAAUAGAACAGAAUGGAAUAGAUCAAGUACAUAACGUGAAUAUUUCAUAUUUUGUGGGUCUUUAUACAUAUGUAUAUAUAUACACACACAUGCAUAGUGGAUUACAGUGUGAAAUGAAUUUCUUACUAAGGAAGCUGGUCCAGAAUUUUUUCAAAUUGCUGAAAAAGUAAAGCCAUAUGCAGUUGGGUAUUUCUAAAAUGAAAGCACAGUGCCAGCCGUGCACACUUAUAAUUCAACUACAUGUACUUAGCCAUAAAUAAAUCAUCUCAUUUAUUUAUUUAAAUAAUGUGGCCAACACCACUUGUUACACUUAGGAAAUAUAUGCCCUAGAACAACCACAAGAUGGGAAGUGUGGAUUUGCAAUUCACUCAGUCAGUGAGUUCCUCCAUGGGUUAUAUUGAAAGGCACUGAGCAUAUUUCUCUCCUAGUGCUCAAAGAUACAUGCCAUCUUAAAAGGACGUGACCUCUAAACACAGGCUGACUACUUAAUCUGGUGGGGUGCUAGAGAGAAAAUCUGGCUGUUGUAUUGGACUUCUUUUUUUAAUGUGUUACAUUUAUUGACAAAUAGUAUGUGGUCCUCAUGGCACACUUGUAAGUAGUUUUUAAAGAGUGAUUUUAAGUACAGGCACUUUUUGCCUUAGGCUUGACCUGAAAUAUAAUGUGCAAAUAAGUAUAGUUCUAACUAGCUACUUCAGAUUGAGUUGGUUUUAUGGCAUCUUCUAGAUUUUGCCAUUGUUUGAGCUAGAUUACAACAGGACUCAUUUUGUUAGCAUUUGCAUUGUUUACCCAUUAAAACAAAUUGUUUAUGAACCUUCCAUGUCUGUAUACUUUGGAUAGCCUUAAACAAAUAUAAAGGUACUUUCUGGCCUCUUCACUCUCUUCCACAGAAUUCAAGUUUAGUACUAGAACAAAUGUUAACAGUCUUUAAACAUCCUAAAAGAUGUCCAGCCAGGAUUUUUUUACCCAGGUUUUUUGAUUGUUGAGGUGCGGAAUGAGGACGUCUCCGUUCAGUGUCUGUACCAUGCACCAUUCCUGCCUUUCAAUGAACUUCUUCCCUUACAGGGUUGCUGCUGCCAGUUGGUGGUGGGGCCCGCCCUCUUCUGCCGUGAGGGACCAGGGGGCUGCCAAGGGUUCCAGGCCCAUUGAGUGACUCCGAAGGCUUGUCUUUUCAUUAGAUUCUGCUGAUUCUGACUGCCUUAGGUAUUUAAUAUCUAGAGUAUAGGGUUUGUCAGACUAGAAAGAACUGACAUCCUCGAAGACUAGCGUUUUUGGUAUAUGGGUCUUAACAUACUUCACUAUUGGCUUCACAAAAAUCCCAAAUACCUGUGUGUCGUAAAAUCCCACCAGAUGUAUAAAUGUUAUCUUAAUAAAUUUGACCAUCAUUAAAUGCCUUAACUGCCUUCCUGUCCUCUAGCUCAGAGGGGUAAGACAGGGAACUCUUAUAUUAAAAAAACAAAAACAAAAAACCAAAAAACCACCAACAAGCCCAAGGAGGUUUUUUAUUGAAGUUUUCAAUCCAAGGACAACCUCCAACAUACAGCUAUCGUUGUUGGUGUGAGCCACCUCCUGCUGCAAAAUGACCACUGAGGUAGCAACUAAAGCAAGCCGUAGAUCCCCUUCCGGUCAGUUCGCUGUGGUUCUUUCGUAGUACUCUUCCUUGGAAUUGGGAGGCCAAAGCGGGUCCAGCAGAGGGGAGUCUGUGUGCAGCAGC
Molecule: messenger RNA, 7375 nt
Organism: Mirounga angustirostris (Northern elephant seal)
Lineage: Eukaryota; Metazoa; Chordata; Mammalia; Carnivora; Phocidae
Gene: CERT1
Product: ceramide transporter 1
Exons: 18
Coding region: 338-2230 (630 amino acids)
Biological process (GO): ER to Golgi ceramide transport
Molecular function (GO): lipid binding
Source: RefSeq, a predicted model, not a curated record